AGAUGCAUCGGGUCAGCGCUCCGCACACAACUGAGAAGAACAAACCAGCAUCGUUCAUCACAGGUCUAUGAGCUGGUUAGAAGUUAGUGUUGAGGAUGUGUAUCUGCAUAAGUAGGUCUGUGUAGCGGGGCUGCUUUUGGUGGUUGUUUCUCUGAACUGUAGCAUAGCUUAGCUAACAUUACCUUCGUGUGUCGCGUGCGUCUCAUUCACCUUCAGUAUGUUUUGAUGCAGUGUUUACCAGAGUAGAUACAGAAACACAUUUGUAUUUUCUUUGUAGUCUAAUGCCAGUUACAUGUGUGUCUGUCAGUAAUUGUAAUGCAGUCCAGUUGACAGACGGACAAAGUCACUGUCGGCUGAGCUCCAGUUAUGAAGGAGUUUGUGAAGAGGAUCCACGGCCUCUUGGUGAAAGCUGUGACGUUUGGCGGUGGGACGAGGCCACGCCCCGCUGCCUCCGAGGUGCUGACCUGCCACCUGCAGCAGCGCCAGCUCCCGCCGUGGACCUCCUACUGUGUCCGCUACAGUGCCGUGCACAAUGACCAGUUUGGACUGUCCAACUUCAACUGGAGGGUUCAGGGGUCCAACUACCACAUACUGAGGACAGGCUGCUUCCCCUUCAUCAAAUACCACUGCACUAAAGCACCUCCACAAAACCUGCACUUUGAGGACAAGUUUUUCACCAUGUUGAAAGUUAUUAAUCUAGGUAUCCCCUGUUUGGCCUAUGGUAUUGGGUGCUGGAUGGUGAUCGGAGCUGCUGAAACAGUACAGACCAGCGUCGGGCCUGUCACAGUCUAUUUUGCCUACAAAGAGGAGGAAGGUGCACAGUAUUAAACCUGAGGAAAAAAGAGACUAUUGCCUGUGUUUUAAGGAGUGUGUGUGUCUGUAUUUACACCAUUUCCCCAGGUGAGCCUCUAGUGGACUUAUUGACAGAAGUGCCAUCUGAUGUCUCUGCUGCUCCUAUUGUCAACCUGCACAGGUUCAUUUGUGUUUAAUUAUUAAAGAUUUUAAGCUGCACUGGAGGAGUCAGUUAUGCAUGUUAUUACACUGACAUACAAUACUGACAGUGUUUAUUUAGAAAGCUGACUUUAUAUUAAAGUUUAAUGGAAACUUGA
Sphaeramia orbicularis (orbiculate cardinalfish) is the source of this 1109-nucleotide messenger RNA. It is a transcript of the gene c6h15orf61, whose product is annotated as chromosome 6 C15orf61 homolog. Bases 367 to 828 code for a protein of 153 amino acids. NCBI's taxonomy places the organism in Eukaryota, Metazoa, Chordata, Actinopteri, Kurtiformes, Apogonidae. The transcript has 2 exons. The record is from RefSeq and is a predicted model, not a curated record.